GGAAAGCAAUCCAAACUGCCGUCCACAGGUAAUAGAAUGCAGCCAGAGAUCAAAAACAUUAAACCGUGUUUAUCCUGUGGAAAGUUACAUCUACGAAGCACUUGCCGUUUUCGGAGUGCUAAGUGUCACAAAUGUGGUAAAGUUGGACACAUCAAGACUGUGUGCAGAAGUUCGAAUACAUAUGUUACUGAGAAUCCUGAUAAUUCUUCCAAUUUAUCUGGUAAAAUGCAGUCGAUGUCUCUUUCAACUUUUCCCAAUACUCAAUCUCAUCUAAUGAGAACCUUCACUACAAGUUCAGAUGGCCAGAAGUCAUCAUUACAGAUAGUCCUAAUGCCAAAUUCACUCACAGAGCGUUGAGAAAGAUUUUUAGUCGAGAAGGAAUUCCAGAUGUCUUAGUUACUGACAAUGGUACUCAUUUUACGGAGAAGAACUUCAAUGAUUGGCU
Trichobilharzia regenti is the source of this 445-nucleotide messenger RNA. The record is from the annotation of a GenBank genome assembly. Lineage: Eukaryota; Metazoa; Platyhelminthes; Trematoda; Strigeidida; Schistosomatidae.